CGCGGAUGCGGUUGUUCGGUGCGCCACACCAGUCACGCCUAAGUUCCAAAUUAGUAGUGUCCAUUGUCUGAUCUGGUCAGGUCGGCCCUCAACACGGGAGAGCGAAAUACGCAUAAGUAGCCCGGAAGUAGCGUAGAGAAACUUUGCCUCCUACAUCACCCGCCGCCCCUUCUUCUGCUAUUCUCCCUACGAACCCUGUUGCCACCUUAGCUGGAGCGGCGCCGCACGAGAUCGACUCUACUUCAAACACGGUCCCUUCGCGACUUCCGCGUCCCCACAACUUCCGCGCCUUGCGCCCAGCACCUGUCGAAUCAUCGUCUCGUCCUCAUACCCCCGAUCCCAAGGCCGCUGUCGCCGUCUCGGCUGCUGUUUCGGCGAAACAACAACAUUAGUUGACUCGCCAGAAGAUCACCCCUCCUCUUCGUCGAACGCACUUCCUCCCAGCACUUUCACAACACCACGUGUGCUAAAGGUUAGUGGCACACAUAACACGCCCAGGCGCAAGGGGUGGUGGACCGAAGAACUGGUCAUGGAGGCGGAUAAAGUGUUCGUGAUGCUCGAACACGGCCAGUGGUUUGAGGCCUGCCUUUCAGGCGAUGAUCUCUCCGCACAGCAGCUUGAGGAUGUGGGUAACUUCCAGGAUAUCCCCGUAACCGCAUCAAAGGAAUCCACGACGUACCCUGGUUAUUGUUCGACGUUCAACAAAGUAAAUCAAAUCGCGGGUGGUAAAUACUGCACCUACGCCACUGGCUUGCAUCCCGAGCUGAAGGAUGUGGAGACCGGGAUGAAAACUGACUUGUGCACGUAUGAAAUGGAAGGUCCAGGCAAGCAGGCAUUCGAACUCAGUGCUUCGACCCUCAGCAAGAGUACCGCGAAUAAGGAUCUGCACCUGAAUCUUGCACGCACAGCCUGGGCAUAUAUCGUCACGCCGUUCGAGAUCAAGACGUCCUUGGACUCCGCACCAUUCCGACUCGACGUGCAUCAUCUCGAGCCCUCACGGACACAAGAAGGGAGGAAGGCGCGGGCUCAGAUGACUAAGUACGCUGCUGAGAUACAGCUGCGUCAGCACCGCCAAUUCGUCUUCACGGUCUUCAUUUGCGAGCGCAUCGCCUGGUUGUUCCGCUGGGACCGCACCGGAGCAAUUGUUUCUCGGCCAUUUGACAUCUUCGAGAAACCAGAGCUCCUUCUCAACUUCGUCUAUCGCAUCGCGAGAGCGUCUCCCGCGGCAUUGGGAUACGACACUUCGGUUAGAAUUAUGAGGCCCGACGACCCACUGAUCGAUGCGUUUAAUGCCUACCGCGAGCGCCAAGCAAUCGACUCUUGGCUUCGCACCUUUGCAGACGACCUUUGGGUCAACAGGACGUUCUAUCCUCUCUGCAAAGUGAUUUGCGAUGACGUGGAUGGCUUGGAUGAAGGUAAGAAAGCGCAAGCUUCCCCUCGCACGUACACAUACAUCAUCGGUCGGCACCGUUCGGGCUCACGGUCUCCGACUGGUCGCGGCGGCAAGGGCUUCAUAGCUUACGACGUAGACCGCGCCCGGCUGGUCUUCAUCAAGGACUAUUGGUGCGCUGACCACCCCGAGGUUCACCCUGAACUUGAAGUGUACAGAAAGCUCAACACUGCCCGACUUGCCAACGGCUCGCCGAUCUCGCACAUUGCGACUGCGAUCGCAGGAGGGGACGUCGAUGGACCGAAGGGCCAAGUCACUUUGACGCAGGAGUACCUCCCCGUCACCGAACGAACGAAGGGAAAACCUGCAAGACGUUUUCACCACCGCUUUGUUGUCUGGCAGGUCGGACGUCCAUUAGAGACUUACGCCAAUAGCUUAGAGCUUGUGGGUUAUGUGUACCAGGCAUUGCUAGCUCACCGUGAUGUGUAUGAAGUAGCAGGCAUACUACACAGAGACGUCAGCAUAGGAAAUAUCCUCAUCGAUAUCGAAACGUCUCGCGCCAUUCUCAACGACUGGGAUCUCUGCAAGUAUCGAAAUGAAAUGAAUCGAGCGGCAACUCAACAUGCCCGUUCCGGAACGUGGGCAUUCAUGUCGGGUCCACUUCUAGAGUAUCCUCUCAAGCCGAACGAACUUCCGGACGAUCUAGAGUCUUUCAUCUAUGUAUUAGAGCUCAGCGUCCUGCGGUUUCACGACCACUCCUUGACAACAAACCCGUUUCCCUCCGACACGCCGCACGAGGUUAUCGGCGCACCGCUCCGAAAUUCGGCACUGGCCAGGUUCGUGGGAGUGAAGUUCGAUGCCGCAGACGAAACGGAUGAAGGCUAUGUUGUCGGCGGAGCCCAGAAGAUCCGAGAUAUGCAGAGCGGUAAACCGGGUUUUACUAUGAUGGAGGAGUCUUCUCCGCUGUGGCUGUUGCUACGGGGCUUGUACAGGCUUGGUCGCAAGCACUAUGCCACCAUGGACCUGGACGACUGGCGGAAGAAAUGGGGCGCCACUCGACGACGGCACAUCAUAGACAAGGAGAAGUACAAACCGAAAGUGGACGAGAACGCUUGGUUGUUGCAAGAUAUGGACGGUUUUGUCAACGGCCGUCCGCCCAUACCAGUAUCGCUUCCCAUCAACGCGUCCAGUCGGGCUAGAGCUGACACCCGGGAUUCUGCUGAGGAUGGUAACGAAGACGAUAAUAAUCACAACGAGAACAACGAGGAUGCGACGUCUGGCGAGGGCGAAUCCGAUCCCGAGAACGAACCUUCCGAUCGUGCAGGUCAUACCCGCAGCCUUUACACGCACGCGGAUAUAAUUGACGCCUUCAAGACGUUGGCCCAGGGACCGUGGCCGCGAGGGGACAAGAUUGCGGAUCAGUUUUCGGACCUACCCAUAUUUGGGUUGAUUAAAUCCCAUAGCCAGGUGACGACUGGCAAACGUCGUUCGGCGAAGGAAUCAGGGAAGCCGGCGAAGCGGUCGAAAAACAAUCCGGAGAGCAGCAGUCAUUCAACUAGCGUUGCGUAAUUUUUACACCUCUCGACUCUGUGCGUUAUAUUACAUUAGUAAACAUGACAAAAUU
Phanerochaete carnosa HHB-10118-sp is the source of this 3014-nucleotide messenger RNA. RefSeq lists its product as uncharacterized. Bases 1031 to 2959 code for a protein of 642 amino acids. Lineage: Eukaryota; Fungi; Basidiomycota; Agaricomycetes; Polyporales; Phanerochaetaceae. Gene Ontology annotation, biological process: protein phosphorylation. Gene Ontology annotation, molecular function: protein kinase activity; ATP binding. The record is from RefSeq and is a predicted model, not a curated record. The transcript is spliced from 8 exons.